Molecule: messenger RNA, 972 nt
Organism: Penicillium subrubescens
Lineage: Eukaryota; Fungi; Ascomycota; Eurotiomycetes; Eurotiales; Aspergillaceae
Exons: 2
Coding region: 1-972 (323 amino acids)
Source: RefSeq, a predicted model, not a curated record
AUGUCUACCUCCACACUCCCCUCACAACCUCUCCCAAACGAAACGGGCCAGCCCGCCGAGCCGCGCGCCCGCGGUUCCACAACAGACGGGCUCGGCCUCGAUCUCGACGCACCAGCCACCACACGGACGCCCUGGCCUGAACGGCUUCGAGAGCUGUCGCACUUGGCGGCGUCGUCGCCUGGUACCGUUUAUAUCGAAUCCGAGACCGAGGAGACCAUCCAUGCGCAUCUCGAUGCGGUCGAGGCGAUUCUGCGCGAUCCGCGGCCGGCGCUCACAAGGGAGAUUGGGAAGUGUCGGCGAAGGAGCCCUGGGGGUAAGGCGAGUGUGAAUGUGGCGGAGAGAAAGACUAUGACGGAGGAACUGGAGGAGGAGAAGCCAGUAUUGGAGCAGGAGAAUGGUGUCGACCAUGUGGCUGUCUUGGCGCAGUUGAUGGCACUGUUGCGCGAAGUCACGCUAUUGAAUGGCGAGGUUGAGCGGCGCCGCGAAGAAUCGAGGGAGAUUCGCGAUCUGUUCGAAGAAAGGUGUCGCGGGUUAUCAAGAACUAUUGCCGAGCUUGAAGACGAGGUGCUAGAAUUACAAUCCGAUCUCGUCGAGGAUGCGGUCGAACUGGAAGGUAUACAAGGGACUGUCCACGGACUGCAUGAUUGGAUCGACCGGAUAAGGAAAGAGCAGAAAUUAGUCCAGACUUCAAGAACGCUUGCCUACCAAAAGUCGCGACGAUCCUGGAUUGGCCGGAAGGGUAAGGAGGACCGGGCUGUUGAGACGGACAGCGAGAUGAUGCUGGAAGGUCUAAAUGCUUGGAUGCGCGGAUGGAGAGAUGUCGAGGAAGGCUUCCAGGUCCGAGCGCGGGCACGACAAACACGAAGGAAUCAAAGGCAGGCACAGCUCUUCCAAGCGGGCGAGAAGAUCGGGCCUACACAGCAAAAGUCCAUAUCUCCACUAGAGUCUUUACCUUGUCCGAUAGUUACUUAG